Messenger RNA from Paramuricea clavata, 24712 nucleotides. The record is from the annotation of a GenBank genome assembly. NCBI's taxonomy places the organism in Eukaryota, Metazoa, Cnidaria, Anthozoa, Malacalcyonacea, Plexauridae.
CCAGCUUUUGGCCGAUGUUUUUUUUCUAUAAAGGCAUUGUUAUUGUCGAUUCGUCGUUCACUUAGCGACAGUAACGGUUGAGUUAUCGAUAGAAAUUACACUACUGACAAAUAUUUAAUUACAUUUGUUUCUUGGAACGUUGGAAGAUAAUGAAUGAUGACAGCAAAUGUCGAAAUGUAGACAAAGGACAUCGACGGAAAUUAUUGUGAUGUGUCGAGAUGCACAUAAUCUAACUUAAUACUCAUAUUACAACACAUCAGCGCAGUCGAAAUAUAGCUCUGUAUGCGAUGGUACGUGCAUGGUUUUCCCCGAGUUUUGAGUGUAAUUAAUAGAAUAACAAUAGAUAUUUUCCCGAGAAAAAUAUUGAUAUGGGUAGUGCUGCGUCGCUUACAAAUGUAGACCGCGAACAAUUUGGGGACAGAGUCGAAGUCACGAAAAGUCUUCCUGUGGAAAGUUUUGGACAGGAUAACACGACGAGCGCACAGAUUGGUGAAAAGACGCUAAGUUCUGGUUCGAUAAGCGAAGGCGGAAUACGUGAACGCUCUACAAGUAAAACAAGCAAGUCCAGAAGAUCUUUAGGGUCUUUUUUGGGUUUUAAUAAUAAAUUUAAAUGCGAUGAAAUCGAGCGGGCAAACAGCGAUGGGAAUUCGUAUAACUCGCUCGAACUAGCAGAAUAUAAAAUCACUCGCUUGCAGCAGGAGAAAGAACGGUUGAAAAGAGAGCUGGAAAGCUUACGAAAAAGUAAUACGAAAUGGCAAAAUGAAACUCGGAAAGCGAGAGACGACGAGGGACAAGCUAAAGAAAGGGCAAAAACUUUUGAGGACGGUAGGUUAAUUUUGGUCCACCAGUAUUAAAAUUGGUGUGUAUCUAGUGUUGGUAUAUACUUGGUAUCUCAAAUGUGGGGGUCCGAUGUGGGUAUUUAUAUAAUUUUACCAUAAGUUGCCAUAGUUUGUGUCUGAACUACUUAAAAAAAGAUAUCUCAAACGUGGUGGUCCAGUGUACAUAGUGUUCUACAAUAAGCUGCCAUGGUUGGUGUCUGAACUACCUGAUACCUGAAAAAGUUAUCUCAUACGUGGGUCAUGUCCAGUGUAGGUAGUAUUCUUUAUUUAUUUAUUUAUUUAUACAUUUAUUAUUUAUUAAACUUUGCCAACACAAACGUGCAUACAAACACGACAGGGACAACGAAUGGCAGGGACACUAUACAACAGUAUAAACCAAUUACUGUGGGCUAUGCUGUGGGCCCUUCUACAACAAUGUAUCGAUCAAUUCGAAACUUCACCCCCCCCCCCGACCGACCCCGGGAAUUUGAACUUUUUGAAAUUUGACUGAUCAAAUUCUCCACCCCCUGUGCAAAAAAGUCUUCAAAUGCCCCACUGUAACAAGAAAUUAAGCGUUCAAAUGCCCCACCUUCAUAUGAAAAUUAUGAAACAGUAGAUACAAGAAGUACAAAAUAUACGGAAAUGUUUUUCGACAAGAUAGCGAAGUUCACGUAAAAAGUUUGGAUACCUUGUGGAAAUUUAACAGUUUUACACAAUUAUGUAGUACAUACCUUCAAAUGAAGCACAUAGAUUUUCCAUGCCUGUUUCUUUGAGCCAGUUUUUCACAAAAUUGUGGCCGUUUCCCUUGAGAUCUGAGAAAACUGUAUUUGCCGCCAAUGUGAAGUAUUUUCUGUGCAUGCAGGAAGCACGCGAAAACGGGCAAAAUUUUAAGACUUCCGGUUCAAAUUCCCACCCCGUUAUCAAAUGCCCCACCACAUGGAAGACUUAGAAUGUCAAAUUCCCUACUCCCUGGAGAAGACUUGAAGUCAAAUUCCCGGGGUAUGCCGGGGGGGGGGGGAUGAUGAAGUUUCGAAUUGAUCGGUACAUAAGCUACCAAGGUUUGUGUCAGAACUACCUGAAAAAAUAUCUUGGUACAAUUAUAGAAUACCUGUCCAUUCUUGUCACACGACUGUGUGGCUACAUGGAUUCAAAUUGUGUUGAAUAACUUGAAUAGGUUAGGGGUUAGGGGUUAGGGAAGGGUUUGGAUAUGGGUCAGGCACUAAAUAAUUUGAAAUUUAUCUUUUCUACCACAAGAAUGUUACUGUUUGCACCAUUAGAGUCAUUAGAACAACAUCGAAGCUUUAAAUUGGCCUGGUAUUCUAUAAUUGCAUGCUCCGUUUGUUUUCAAUACUGUAGAAAAUGUGGAGCCAAAUAAACAUUAUAUGGUGGUCCAGUGUGCAUGCAUAAUAUUCCACAAUAAGCAGCUAUGGUUUUUGUCUGAACUCCUUGAAAAGGUUAAAAACACUCAAAAUUUCGAUUGAAGGGUCUUCGUCUAUGACUAAUAUCCUGGAUUAAGGGUCUUUGCCAAAACAGAUUUUCAGAUAGUUCAGGUAUUUCAGGUUACAACUUGCCAGAGUUUACUAGCAGUAAUUAAGAUUUUGGUAGUGUCUUUAAAUUCCAAGGCAUGACACUACUGUAAUCUAGACCAUGCCUCAGUGAUUGUUCUGUGUGAUAUUUAAGCCUAAUAUGGCAAGAUAUUAAGUCGAGAAUUCAUUAUUAUUAUUGGGUAGAGGGGUCCAGGCCAGUAAUGAAUUCUUGAUUUAAUAUUUUGCAGUGUAAUGGGUUAAAAUCAAUAGGUGUUUUAUUACAUCGAACAAACCAAAACAAUUCGAUAACAAAAAACUGUCUUUGUAGACGAUAAUAAUACAGUGAGAAUACAAGCGUAUAAUAAUGCUCAUAUAUUCAUACUGACAUUAUACAAGUACUACAAGAACUUAAGCCAAAUGCAAGAGUUUGUAUAUUUGAUACAACACGGACACAAAUAUUGUAAAUGGCUUGCGAAACAUUCGUAUUCUUGAACAAUUUAAAAUAAAUUAAUGAUAUUUGGUGAGAAAAUUGAACUUAAAGUUUCUGUAAAUCUGUAUCAGAUAUACAAACUCAUGCUGAUGAUUUACAUUUUCUUUAUGGAUUUAUUAAUAAUCGAGUUUCACAACAUAAAAUCCAGACAUUUUAACAUUAUUUAGCCUUUUUGCAGGCACAUUCUCGAUAUAUGAAUUCUGCCCACAGGAAUUAAAUAGAAAUAUUAACGACCUCUGUUUUUUUAACUCUGGUAUUAAUUAAACUGAACAUUGUUGACCACCAUGCAUCUGAUGUUUAGUUAAUUAUUUAAAUCCCCUUAAGUACACAUAUAUAUGGAUGAUGUCUUACUCAAUUAUAUGUCUUAUAUAUACAUACAUGCCAAAUCCUAUUUGUAAGCUUACAAUAAUAUUGAGAAAAUGUGAGACUUAAACAAUCAAGGGAAACAUUGAGAAAAAAUACACUAAAUACUCAUUUAAUUAAGGAGGACAAUUGUUAAUUAUAAAGUGCUUUUGGCUUUGGGAAAAUCUAAUUUCAAUAAGGAUUUAACUAAUGAAUUUAAUAGAUUGAAGAAAGAAACCAUUGCUCUUAAUUGGACUACCUGUCCAAAAUAAGAUAUAAAACAAUCCUUUAUUUGCUAAUCUGGUUAUUAUAAAGCAGAUUAAUUCAACAGGCAAGGGCUUACACCACAGUUCAAUAUCCUAAUUUUCUGACUGGCAAUCGGGAAACUACUGUCACUUAUUCGUCAAAUUUUUGCACAUUAAUUAACAAAAUCAGGCUCAGAAGUUAGAAAUUUGAUAUUAUCUCUGUACAGUAAUUGUUUCUAGAAAUAUGCCAUCUAAUUGCUUUUAGAAAUAUGCUGUCUGAAAUAGAUUAAUCCCAACUGUAUCUGUGUGUAUCAAUUAGUUUACAUUAUACAGGUAAUGCUUUACCCAGUAGUGUAACAUAAAAUGGUUAUACUAUUUACAGGUUAGAAAAUUUUGUUUUUUGAAUUCAGUACCCGAGGGCUAAACGAAGUCAUAACAAUAGCAUGCCCCCAAAACUGUUUGGGUUUUGGAUCAAAUAACUUUUUUCAAUUUUAGAAAUCUUUUGCACUGUCUUGAUACCAGGGUCUUAGCUAAAUUUCAGACCGUAUACCAGUUAUAGUCAAAUGCACAGUGUAAUUAUGCUCGCCAACAAUAGACUAUGCCUGUAGCUGUGGUUCUAUAUGAUAAAGACCAAAUACAAGACCAACAUAUGCUUCAAUUUCACUCUGAAAUUACAAAGAGUUAUUAUCGAGACUCUUGGGGGCAUUUAAAGCUAUAUUUUGACAUCAGCAGUCAGUACGUUCUCCGCUACAUAUAUCCACCUAGACAUAAAAACAUCACGGAUCACUUUACCAAUUUCCACAAACUAGAUUUUACGAACUUUCUUACGACGUAAGUAGGAGCAAAUUAUGUCUGUUGGAAGUAGCAAUUGUUUUAUUUUUAUGAACCCAUACGCUUUUGUAUACAUACUGUAAGCAACCUGUGUUCGUUUUAUUUUGCCGUGUUUUUCUAGUUUUGGCUGCGGUAACACGCCUUCUAGCUAUAAGACUUUGCUUCACACAGCAGGAGAUGUGUUAACAAAUUGCUGAAAAAAACAACCUGAGGUCUGCUUGACCAUUUUGCAUCUCCCCUGAAAAGCCAUGCACCUCCCCUUGCCUUGGCCUUGGGAAAGUUUCAAUGAUAGAUCAGAGUGAGAAUUUUACAUUUUUUUGUUGGCUUAGGGUCUACACUGAUACGACAGUCAUAGCCAUUUUAUCUUUGCGUCAAGUACCCUUUUAACGCAAUGUUUUGAAAGAAACUUUGCAGUAAUUGUAUUGAAGGGCAAAAUUGGAUGAGUUGUACAGUCAUAAUUCAUUAAUACACUGAUACAUAUAUGUACACUACAUGCAUAUGUCACGUCGUUGACUUUGGCCCGUUCUAAGCCCGAACUUUCCAUGGGGGUCGUGAGCUAGAUCGCUGCACCUCCCCUAAAUUUUUUUCCCACCUCCCCACCACUAUUUCCACCAAAAUCCGGCCUUGCAGUAAAAACCAUACUAAACUACGCUCACAAUUACCAUCCGCGAAAUCCUUCAACAACUAAGAGGAAAGUGGUUAAUUUUGGCAUCCUAAGACCACUGGCUCAGUGCCAGAUGGUUUUAUUGACUAAAAGCUACUAGGAAAAAAAAACACUGACCCAUUGUUUUCUGUUGUUCUGGUAAUCCAAUGAAAAAUGAAACUCUGACAUAAUCUCGAAAGGUCUAUAUGCUAGCAUAGGGAUAGCGACGAUAAAGACAGCUUUUGCUGAUUGAAAGAGAUGGCAACUACUUGAAAAUAUAAGAAGUUCUGCUCAUAUUUUUCAGAUACAAUACAAUAUACAUAGAGAAUAAAACAUGGGUGCGCGGAAAUACCAGAUUUAUUUCGAGUGUUGAACAUAAUAUCUAAAGAGUGAGCACAGCGAACGAGUGAGAUAUCAUGUUGGUAUUUCCAAGCAUCCAUGUAUUUUUCUGUUUAUUAUAUAAAGGACAGUCUUUAUUUGAAAAGCGAUAAUUUUCACAGAUGAGCUAUAAUUGAAAAGCGACAAUUUUCACAUGUGUGAUUAUCAUAAAUAAUCUCACAUGUGAGAUUAUCAGUUUUAUGAGUGCUCGAAAUCUCGGCUAUAAAGCACUAUACUUUAUAUAAUAAAAUAAAAUACACUUUAUUUAACGAGGGUAACACCAGUUACAAACGUAUUAUUCCUAGUGGCCCUCGCCCUUUUACAGUAUAAAACCCCACAAAGUUAGCCUAAAUAGGUUCUUAUAUGUUCAUGGUGCUUACAAGGAAAUUGGGCUAAACAGGCUCUUCAUUAGGUUCUUAUUUUCUUAACAAAAAAGCGACUCAUUUUUAUAGGUGUGGACUGUGGUAUAUAAUUUAUAUUAAUUAUGCACAAAUUAUCUAACAGUCCAUGAUGCUGGAAAGCAUUGCUUAUACAGUCACUAGUCGUUGAGAUUGUCAUGUAGUAUUUUCACUGAAGAAAUACAAUUAUUUGCUGUUGUGUUCAUAUAUAGACACGUUAUUUAUCCGAAUGGCAUUUCCAGGGUUCUGGGUCAUUUUCAUUUAAUACUUUGUGAGGAGCUUAUUUUCUUUGAUUUAUAAAUUUUUACUUUUGACUCUAUUUGAUAAAAUAAGAACCUGCAUGGAAAUUCUAGCCUGAACAGGUUUUAUUUAAUGCGGGUCUAAAUUAAAAAAAUAGCCUAACAAGUUCUUAAAUUAUCGGUUCUUAUUUUCGGGGUUUUACUGUAGUUGUGUUCUCUUUCGAUUGAGCCAUCUCUUUACUCUGAUAUACUUUACUAUUUGCAAGCCAAAUAUUUAAAUCAAAGAACCACGGAGAGCAUUAUUAAUCUCAUUUCCAUAAACCCAUUGAUUAGGAGACAAAAGUGAUACAUCAUUUGGCUGAUUUGGGUUGGGCUUAUAAUGCCAAGGUGCCAAGUAUGUUAUUUUUUCACUUUGCAUGUAAGGGCAGAGCAGCGUUUCCCUUAAUCUAUUCCGUAGUCUUAAAAAUUUAAUCUGUCAUGGAUGCUUGAGUUUUAAUCUUGAACGGAGGUAGAGCCAAUAAUAAGAAAGCUUCGAAUUGAUAGUGUUGCAACUACCUGAAAAAUACAAGGAGAACGUCGACGUUUCGGAGCGCAGACCUUUCGUCUGGAAGUUAUAUAUAGUGUUAGUGUCUGUUGCAUAGAUGUCGAUGACAGAUUGUUUUGCACGGAGCUAGUGAAACUGAAUUUAGCGGUAAACUGUCAGCAUCUUCACAUUGUCAAAUUUAUGAAGUUUCGGUCAUUAAUUUGUAGAAAGAAUAGCAAAGUCGGCAUUAUAAGCCAAUCACCCCCUUGGCCUUUAAUGGAUUACGAAAAUGAGAUAAACAAAAAGUGUCUUGGAAAAAUGCUUAGCAAUAACAUUUUUUCUGCGGUACAUAUGUCACCACAGGAGAUGGUAAUAGAACCAUCUGGCAUCAAGCUGGCUGAAUGAAAAUACUAAAAUAGAAUUCCUGAAACCCACUUUUUCUCUCACGCAUGUCAGCGUUGUUGAUAUAAGAAGACUUUUUAAAUAUAUAUUUUGACAUUUUAAUAAAGAUCGGCAAAAAUUGUUAUGCACCAAGAGAAUAGAGUAUAGGUCGUUUGCAACUCGUCUCAGACGCGGCUACAAAACAAAGUCUGUCGAAGUAUUUUGUUGGCCUGGUUUCAGUUACUGCCUAUUUCAAUAUUUGUACAGAUGUUUAGUAGUUUUUACGACAUUUGUGUAAUUAACUCUAUAUAAGAAUGCCGUACUACUCCAUGCCACUGUAGGAACAAACGAAAAUGCAGAAUAGGCAGUAACUUAAACCAGGCAAACAUUACACUAUAAAUAUUUCUACAAACUAUGUUCAGCAACCAGCAAUUGAUGCAAACUGCAAACGACCAACCGCGUAUUCUCUGAUUUUGCGAUUUACAGCGCCGCGUAAUAUAAAUUACUGUUUACUACAGAAGCCAUAUUUCAACGAGUUUAUCAACAUCAAUGACAUGCAAAUUCGUAAGUCAAAAUGUCAAAGUUUUCUCUCACAAAACAGUAAAUCAAAUGUUUUCACAGCUAUAGAUUAAUCCGUGUAUUUGGUGGACAAUGGUUUAUUUAUUUUUCAAGUGACUAUAUAUUUGGCUGUGUUUGAUUGGCUGCAUAUGUUCGUGUUUGGACGUGCAAAUUUUUCGAACCAUCAAGCAGAUUUCUGCCGUUUGCCGACAUAUCAGCUGCUGUGUCAAGACGGUGCUGAAAUUCCUAUAGAAUUAAGACGCUUAAACUAAAACAGAAACUUCGAUGGGCUACUGUUGUGAUUGCCAUUAUUAAUGUUAGCUUAUUGAUACAGGGAUUAUCUUUGUCUAGGACAACAAUUUUUCUGAAUUUCUUCUUUUUUUUUAUCAAUUUUACUGAAUAGCAGUUGAAGGAUCAGACAACAGAACAAAUAAAGUCCUAAAUUAAAUCCUGCCUGACAUGCCACAUUAUAACAACACUAUCAACGUUUCUGUGAUCACAGUAUAAGAAAUGUUUGAGGGAAUGCAUGAUUCAGAGUUGAACACUGAAUCUGAGUCAAUUCCCUCAAAUAUUUCUUACAAACCAUGAUUGUUCAAUACAUACGAAUCUGCUAAAGUUGUAACUGGUGCCAUUAGAUUAAGCUAGGUACUAUAUAGUAUUAUUAUACCACUAGUUCAAUAAUGUCUAAAGCCCUGAGCAAACUAGGAAACAUUGUUGCGGGAAACAUUUGUAAUUCUCGAUGUUUCCUCAAAUGUUUCCAUGUUUGCCCACCCGUGAAAGCAUUGUUGCGGAAACAAAAUUUGCUUCCCGGGAAGCAAAAAAGUUUCCUACCAACUUCAGAAACAUUUGAUGUUUCCCUAUGUUUCUCACUAAUGUUUCCUAGUGUUUGCCCACUCUGGGAAACAUGGCGAAACAUUGCCAUUGGUAGGAAACAUUGCCAUUGGUAGGAAACAAUGUUUCCUAGUUUGCCCUGGGCUUAAUAUAUAUAGUUCCAAAUAUAUAUAGUAGACAUUAUUGAACUAUAUAAUAUACAAAUAAUGAAUGUUUAUUCGUGCAAUGGUAAGAAUAUUUUCUUUCGGUGAAAGAUGGAAUGUUCCAUUCAACGAGGCGACAGCCGAGUUGAAUGGAACAUUUCAUCUUUCACCGAAUGAAAAUAUUCUUACCACUGCAUGAAUAAACAUUCAUUAUUUGUUUUAUAUAAUACCAAUAUAGACUAAUAGACUCGUAUGAGAAGCAUUUUGACGGAUGCGAUUUAUCGAAAACACAAAGUCAAAGAGUGCAAUGGAAUAAAACAUAUAGUAUAAUUGCACUCGCAAAGAGUGCAAUGGAACGUAUUCCAUUGCACUCUUGGGAAAUGAAUUCAAUUCACGUGGCCAUAAACAGCCAAUUAAACGAUCAGAAUUCAAUAAGGUAUUCUAUAAUAGACAUUAUAUUUGACAAAAGGUUGGAAAGAUAUGAAGAUAUUCAUGAAUUAAUAUUUUGACAAGUUUGUGCCUAACUAUUCGAGAGCGCUAUUAAGUGUUUGAGCGAAUUCAUUAUUUUUUGAGAUCGCAAUCUGAUUUUACAUUAUAUUUUCGGUGCGCACUGAGUGUUUCAAAACAUCUUUUUUCCAUCUGUUUCCAAAAUAUGGAACGAUUUAGAUACAUCUAUACGUAAUCUUCAGCCAAUUUCUCGUUUCAAAAAGGGAUUUUUAGAUUUUUUAAUCUUCAGUGUUAAACAAUGAAUCAUUUCCCUAUAAACCAUUUCUUACAAAUCCUUCAAAACUUAGACUUUAUCUUUGCAAAAUUCCUACUGUGAUCACAGAAACUUUGAUAGUGUAAACCAGACAUUAUACACGUACAAUAAAUUCGCCAGACGUGUGCUUUUAGGAACAACAAUUAAUUUCCUGGAAAGAAUCCGAUUCGAUAGUCAUGCAUUAUGACAGUAUCCUGCAGUUUUCUAAUUCAAAUAUCUAUAGGGUCAGGAAUGUGAGGUCAGCACAGUCUUGAUUCCAGAAACUCCAUUGGUGACUGUAGGCCCUUGAGUUUAGUGUCACUUGACGAUAAAGAAUAACAGAUUAUUAAGUAGGGGUAAGACAACUUAAUAAAGAGUUCUGUUGCUUUAAAAUAUCCAGUUUCAAGUGGCUUGCAAUGGGUCAGAUGAUGGGUAUCAACACAAUCUGAAUUUAUCUAUUCUAGUCUAAGAAAUUUAAUCUGUGAUGGAUGCUUGAGUUUUACUGUGUGUUGAAUGUUGAUAACAAAAGCAUGCGAGAACACACAAAGGGGUAAGGCAAUUGGAUGGUAGCCAACUAUAGGGCCCAUUUUGCAUGAAGUUGAAAAUGAAUUUAGUUGUAAACUAUUAGUGUCUCCACAUUGUCAAUUUAUAUGAAGUUUUGGUCAUUUAUAGUUCUGUCAACUUCUAAUUUACACUAUCAAAAUUUCUGUGAUCAGAGCAGGUUUUUUAAUUUAAUAAAUAUUUAUUUAUAAAUAUUUAGAGCCAUACUGCUCAUCAUCAAGGGGGCACACUUUUUUUUAAUAAUUUACGUGAUUUACAACAAAAGAUUCCAAACAGAUAAAGCAGACAACAAAACUACAAACAAUUCAAUCAAUUAAAUGAUAAUAUAUAUAGAAGGAUAUACAUAAAAGUUGUUAAAAGAUGGAUUUCAAACUAAAUCAAAUCUCGUAUAUGGAAACGAUGAUUCUUUGAUAAAAAUUUGAACAUGCAGGUGAAAGUAUACGCGUGAAUGAGGAUCCAAACAAAAAGACUCGUAUCAGCAAUAUGAGAAGCAGAGGUGAACAGCUUUAAUCUAGCUAGGAGCAGCGAAGAUCGGACAAUGUAUAAAAUAUAAGAUUCAUGCAAAUUCAAAACCACAAGAACAUUUUGGAGAUGGUUUACAGCCAAUUUUAAAUAAAUAUUAACAGUUUAGACCACAAGCAGCAAUAUUUGUUAAACAUUUACUGUAUAAAUACACGAUUACUUGUGGCUAUUAUGGGUUGGCAAACUUCGACACUAAUUAUGAACAAUUUUAUUCAUUGCACCGUGCUGCCUAAGGGCGCAAAAUAGAAUUAGCAAACGGAUGUAUAUUGCCUGAUUUAGUAUUAAUUUUACCACAAUUGGUUAGAAAUUAAGCAAAGAUUGCUUAAACAUUGCAUAAAAAUAGUUAUAAAUUCACAUUGCUGUGAAUAACGCAUGAAUUUCGAAGUGCAGUUCCGGUAAAAAGGGCAACUUGUUGCCCCCGUGCUGCCCCCACACUGUUUGGGCAACAGGGGCAGUUGCCCCCGUGGCUCCGGCGCCCUGCCUGCCUUUUGUAACGAGAAAUUGGCUGAAGAUUACAUAUAGAUGUAUCUAAAUCAUUCCACAUUUUGGUAACAGAUGGAAAACAUUUUUUUUGAAACACUCAGUGCGCACCGAAAAUAAUGUAAAAUUAGAUUGCGAUCUCAAAGAAUGAUGAAUUCGCUCAAACACCUAAAUAUAAUAGCUCUCUCAAAUAGUUAAGCACAAGAUUGUUAAAAAUGUUAAAAUAAAAUAUUUUAUUUUAUAAACAUAAGUGUUAAUAUAGAGUUUUUGGCCACUGGCACUGAGAAAAAUCGUAUUUAAACACACGUAAAAAAUACGAUAUUUUUACGUGUGAAAAUAUCAUUUAUUGUAAAACGCAUUGCCACGGACGUUUUAUUGUUUUUCACUGAAUUUUGUUUAUAUAAUAAACAGAAAAAUACAUGGGUGCUUGGAAAUACCAGAUUUAUUUCUCGUGUUGAACAUGAUAUCUCACUCGUUCGCUGUGCUCACUAGUGAGAUAUCAUGUUCAACACGAGAAAUAAAUCUGGUAUUUCCGCGCACCCAUGUAUUAUUCUCUAUUAUAUAGUUGAUGAAUAUCUUCAUAUAACCUGUUUCUUUUGUCAAAUAAUGUCUACCAGUAACAACUUUAGCAGAUUCGUAUAUAUUGAACAAUGGUUUAUAAGAAAUGUUUGAGGAAACUUACUCAGUGUUCAGCUCUGAGUCAUUUCCCUCAAAAAUUUCGUACAAAUCCUUCAAAACUUAGAAUUUACCCAUGCAAAAUUCCUACUGUGAUCACAGAAUCUUUCAAUUGAUAAAGUAAACCACUAGCCUUAGUUAAACCAAAAUCGUGUAUACACCAUUCUUAUACUUCAAUGCAUGGGAUUAAUGAUACAAGAUUAUAACAAGGCGUUCUGUGGUUGCUUAUAUAAUGGCAAUGCGUGAGAAAAAAAGUCUUAGGGAGAGAUUUCGUGCUGCGUCAACAGACAACACAGUGCCCGAAUUCCUGGAAAUUUGAUCUGAAACCCAUGCAACAAUCUCUGGUGCGGUUAUUGUGACUUCGUUCGGAUAACGGGUUAAAAACGUAAAUUUUCUAGCCUACGAAAAGUACGGCGUUGUUGCUAAAUUUCUUUAUUCAUAUAAGCCAAUUGAUACACAGGCGUUAAUCCACUUCCGAGAACAGAUUUAUGAAUUUUCCAGAAACAAUCCGAUAAUGAAUAUCAAAUUUCUAUAACUCAUGCUGUGGUCAACACAAUAUGAAUGGGCUAUUCAGGGCCUGAUCCAUUCCAGACUUUUGCGGUAUCUACUGAUUUUUGCCAAAUUACAUGAAAACAGUCCGGUGGUCUUUCUCGGAAUGUUUGUUCAAUACUCGAGUAUUUUCACGGCUGUUGACAUGUAAUUGACCAUUUGCGUAAUAGACUAAAUUUUGAACUAAACAAGUCUAGACAAAAAUUUCAUCACAGCUUGAAGGAGCAUCACAAAAUUAGUAAUAUUCCAAAGUUUCGUUGCAAAAUGUUGUAAAAUGCGGAAAAUAUAGCCUUGCGAAAUUUUCAAUUUUCAGUCAUUUUAGAUUACAAACGGGAAAUUGACAGCCCCAAACCCUUCGAGGCUGUCAAUUUCCGGUUUGUAAUCUAAAAUGACUGAAAAUUGCAAAUUUCGCAUGGCUAUAUUAUCCGCAUUUUACAACAUUUUGCAACGAAACUUUGGAAUAUUACUAAUUUUGUGUAAUCUUUCAAGCUGUAAUGAAAUUUUUGUUGAGAUCAAAAUUUAGUCUAUUACGCAAAUGGUCAAUUGAUAAGGUCCAGACACACCACACCGGACGCGAUUCGACAACGCGACGCGAUUUUUCGAUUUUCAUUGACCGAUAACUUUGAUUCUAGUUUAAAUUUUCCAUAUAUUUAGAAGCGUUAUAACAUUUUGAGUUAUUUGGUCUACAUAUCUUUCAAAAUUUGCUCUCAUUGGCUGUUUUAUUAACUUUCAAAAACUAAAAAAUCGCGUCGCGUUGUCGAAUCGCGUCCGCGGUGUGUUAUGGAUUCAUGACUUAUCCACUCGUUCACAUCCAUCAUGCAGAAGAAGAAAAUCGCACCUAUAAAAUCGCAGCAAAAAUUGCAAGUUAAACGGGCUCUUAUAGAAUAAACUAUCUAUCUAUCGAUCGAUACCGAAAAUACCAAACAUAUUUUAAUAUUUUCGGUACCUCGAUAUAUGAUGAUCAUGUUUGAUACACAUCGAAUUAAAAGAAUGAAUUGCAAUGUGUUUUGCAGGAAUAGAACUUAUUAACAUACGAUAUAAGAAAACUACAAUUCUAAAUCUAAAACUAAUGUAAGACUACAUAUGACAAUAGUAUAUGUAUUGCAAUAAAAUCUGAUAUAAAUUAGGAGUAUCAGUUAAUUUAACGUUCCUUGCAUUAGCUAUAGAGAUUGUUUUUUUGGGGGAAAACUGUUCUUAAAACGGUCCGUUCUGCACAUAUACAUGCAGGGUGUCUGUAAAAAAGUGCAUGAACCUUUAGAAAUUCACUUAUUGUAAUUUGAAUGCCUGAGUCCAAAACUCAACCCAUGGGUAUAAGUAAACACGAUUGCCAGUAAAGUUUUUGGUAUCCUUCAACAUAUGAUUAUGUGCUAAUUAAUUUACAGGAAUAGCUUGUAAAAACAGUAAAAACUCUUUGCUCUGUAGUUCCGUUGAACCAUUUUUAAUCGAACUUGCGGAACUAGUUUCUAUAUCUAUAUUAUUUCAAUUAGGAUGAUGCAGUUUUAAUAUGCUCGUACGAUUAUAAUGCAUUCGAUUACAUGUUGUGAUUGCCAUCAUUAAUGUUAGCUUAUUGAUACAGGGUUAUCUAUGUCUGUGCAUGGCAACAGAUUUCUGAAUUUCUUCUCUUUUAUCAAUAACAAUAACAAUUGAAGGCUUGGACAACAGGACAAUUUUUUUUUAUUUAUUUAUUUAUUAACCCUAUACGUCCUUUUAUACAGGAACAAAUAGAUGAUAAAUUUAAGAAUAUACAAAUAUAGAUGAAGGACAAAUAAGGUUUAAGGUAACAACAAUCCCAUAUUUAUAAGCCAACCCAAGAACGACAAUACAGGGUGUUUAAAAAAAGCAGACCUUUAGAAAUCAACCAUUGUUACAAUUUGAAUGCCUGGAGCAUUUUGCUAAGCCCACGAGUGCGUAACAUGACCAUGUAUGCAUGGCAUAUUGUUUAAUCAAAAGAUUUUCCCAACAUGUUCAAAAUAUGAAUUGAUUGUACUUUGAGUCUGGGUAUAAGUUAAGACUGUAAAAACUCUUUGUUUGGGGUCAGUUGAACAAUUUUUGUACUGAUGUUGUGGCUAAUUAGUAAUUUGACCAUUUUUCUUUAUGCAUGCUAUUAAAAGUUAUUUUCAAAUUCCCAGCAGCAGAAAAUCCGAGAAAAUCUUGUGUUUCUAAAGGUCUCCUUUUUCUAAUAUAUGCCCCCUGUCAAUCAAGCUGUACCCUCAUCUGAACAUUCUUAACUUAUCCACUCGUUCACAUCCAUCAGAAGAAGAACAUCGCAGCAAAAAUUACAAGUUAAACGGGCCUUUAGAAUAAACUAUAUCUCUCUAUAUCUAUCUAUCUAUACCGAAAAUACCAAGCAUAUUUUAAUAUUUUCGGUACCUCAAUAUAUGAUGAUGAUGUUUGAUACACAUCGCAUUAAAAAAAUUCAUUGGAACAUUCCAUCUUUCACCGAAUGGAAAUAUUCUUACCAUUGCACGAAUAAACAUUCAUUAUUUGUUUUAUAUAAUACCAAAAUAGACUCAUAGAUUCGUAUGAGAAGCAUUUUGACGGAUGCGAUUUAUCGAAAACACAAAGAGUGCAAUGGAAUAAAACGUAUAGUACAAUUGAAUUGCACUCGCAAAGAGUGCAAUGGAACGUAUUCCAUUGCACUCUUGGGAAAUGGAAUUUUCUAUUCAAUAUCACGUGACCGUAAAUAGCCAAUGAAACGAUCAAAAUAAGGUAUUAUAUAAAACUUACUAACAUAUAUGAUAUAAGAAAACUACAAUCCUAAAUCUAAAACUAUUGUAAGACUACAUAUGACAAUAGUAUAUGUAUUGCAAUAAAAUCUGAUAUAAAUUAGGAGUAUCAGUUAAUUAACGUUCCUUGCAUUAGCUAUAGAGAUUGUUUUUUGGGGAAAACUGUUCUUAAAACGUUCCGUUCUGCACAUAUACAUGCAGGGUGUCUGUAAAAAAGUGCAUGAACCUUUAGAAAUUCACCUUAUUGUAAUUUGAAUGCCUGAGUCCAAAACUCAACCCAUGGGUACGUAAACACAAUUGAAUCGAAUUUUAUGCAUGGAAGUUAUUUAAAAGUUUUGGUAUCGUUCAACAUAUGAUUAUGUGCUAAUUAAUUUACAGUAAUAGCGUCUAAAAACAGUAAAAACUUUUUGCUCUGUAGUUCCGUUGAACCAUUUUUAAUCGAACUUGCGGAACUAAUUUCUAUAUCUAUUAUUUCAAUUAGGAUGAUGCAGUUUUAAUAUGCUCGUACGAUUAUAAUGCAUUCGAUUACAUAUGUUGUGAUUGCCAUCAUUAAUGUUAGCUUAUUGAUACAGGGCUAUCUAUCUAUGUCUGUGUCAACAGAUUUCUGAAUUUCUUCUCUUUUAUCAAUUUUACAAUAACAAUUGAAGACUUGGACAACAGGACAAUUUUUUUAUAUUUAUUUAUUUAUUAACCCUAUACGACCUUUUAUACAGGAAUUAAACAGGAACAAAUAGAUGAUAAAUUUAAGAAUAUACAAAUAUAGAUGAAAUAAGGUUUAAGGUAACAACAAUCCCAUAUUACUAAGCCAAGAAAGACAACCUUUAGAAAUCAACCAUUGUUAUAAUUUGAAUGCCUGGAGCACAGUUUGGUUUAAUUAAAAGAUUUUCCCAACAUGUUCAAAAUAUAAAUUAAUUGUACUUUGAGUCUGGGUAUAACUUUUUCUACUGAUGGUGUGGCUAAUUCCCAGCAGCAGAAAAUCUUAUGUGUUUAAAGAUUAUUUCAAUUUCUAAAGGUCUAUAGCUCCUUUUUCUAAUACUGUAUAUGCACCCUAUCAAUAUUUCACGCACUACGGUUCAGCAUAUGUGCAAUUGAAAAGGCAUUCAAAUUAUAACAAUAUGGUUGAUUUGUAAAGGUCUCCUUUUUUUAUACACCCUGUAGUUAUAACAUACAUAAAAAAAAUGUACACCCUUUCAAAUUCAAAUUAGCCAUAACCUUUUAAAUAUUCGUUGCUCUGCAGUAAGCUGGCCUUCACUGGGUCUUCAAGGUCUUCACUGCACAUGGGAAUUUAGGAUAACAUCUAUUUGUAUGAACAACUACACAACUCAAAGAAAAAUGUUUAAAUUAAGCAUUAUUCAAGUCCGCAUAAGAUAUAAAUAUAUCUUAUGCGGACUUGAAUAAUGCUUAAUUUAAAUAUAUCUUAUGCGGAAUUGAAUAAUGCUUAAUUUAAACAUUUUUCUUUGAGUUGUGUAGUUGUUCAUACAAAUAGAUGUUAUCCUAAAUUCCCACGUGCAGUGAAGACCUUGUGUUUUCACGCAUUCAUUAAUUCGAGAAAUUAUACGGCUGUCAAAUUACUGUACAAUAGGUUACGGUUAAUUUGAAUUUGAAAGGGUGUACAUUUUUUUGAAACACCCUGUAUUUAAGCCGGUUUUCCACUAGGCGGAAUUUUUCUUUGUCUUGUGAUUCCUCAGGUGGAACUAAUUAGAAAAGACGAAGAAAAAUUCCGCUUCGCGCGCAAAACUCCGCCUGGAAAACCGGCUUUAAAGACACAAACGCACAUCCACAUAGUGAUAUAUUUAAAAACAAAUAUUAUCAUGAAAAGUGCAUGAAUGCAACAAGUUGGGUUGUAGUGUAGUGUAGGGACGGCACUUGGAACAAUGGUGAAUGGGUCUUCUAAGCGCGCAAUUCCAUUGACGUCAAAGGUAUAUAUAUAUUCAAGUUUAGCGAGAAUACAUGCAGAUUGUGUUUGAAAGAGGAAUUAGAGGUAUACAUUCAAUGAUAUAAGCGGGAAAACUGCUCCCAAGAAAAACAAUCUGGUUGAAAAAUGAGUCUCUAAGAUUAGGAUUUAGUAACCUUUGUUGCUUUGUUUGUGCGAGAGUCUGAAGAGAAGGUGAAAAAUAGAGGUCAGAGGUAAUGAAGUUUGGAUGUUUACAACAAGAAGGUGAUUUUUGAAGGUUCGCUUUUUUUUAGACACACUGUAUAUUGUCCAAUUGUUCGAACUUCUAAUUAAAGUCGUGGGCGGAUGCCCUGUUUUGGGUUACAUAUAGCUCUGGUCGUCCAAGGAAGAUAAUACGCACGGCUCGCACAUAUCGAAAACCCAAAUAUGGAAUAACCGAUAAUUUUAAAAAACUGAUAUUAAUCGAUAUACCACAACAGCCUAAGAUUGGCUAACUCACAAAAAUCUAAUCUACAGCCAUGUUGUGACUGCAUGUUUUGGGAACAGAGAGCUACGAAACAAAUAUGUCCCAAGAGCACAUGCCUUUUCAAUCUUUACCUCCUGUCAGCUUUGUAAAGUAAGAAAUAGCAUUCUAAAUAAAGACCAUGGAAUCACAAGUUAUCUGAACUUGGCAGUUCUGGGUCGAGUAUAUAGUGUCACUUGGUGACAAAAGCAUAAAAAAAAUUAAUUAGGGGUAAGACAACUUUUAGGAAAGCAGCCAACAAAAUGGUUUGCCGCUUUUAAAUAUCCAGUUUCCAACUCAAGUGGCGCUAUAGGUCAGGUAGUAGGGUCAACACUGUCUGAAUCUAUUGUAGUCUUGAAGAGUGGAGGUUCAAUCUGAGCUUCCCUUGAGUGGCAAUGCUGUUUAUAUGAAUAGCUGGAGAGUGAGUAGUCGCAUAGACGAGACUAACCCUUCAGCUAUUCAAAAACAGCACUUUGAGUGUGAGCGUGCUUUUAGAAUACAGACGUUAGAAUUUUAAUCUGUGAUGGUGCUUGAGGUUUAGUGGUCUGUUGAGUGUUGACGACGAAAGCAUAAAGUAAACGUUAUUGAAGCUACACAUUGCGCAAAAGUAGCAAGGUCAACUGAUGUUUGGCCAUUUAUAGAAACAUUUGUUUUAACUAUCCCUGAAACAGGGGUUGAAAUUACCUGACACCAGGUCGCCAUUUGCGAGCAGAUAUUUGAAACUGUGGCGACUGAGAAAGAAUUGAAAUUAUAAAGUAAUUCUAAAGCCUAAAAAUAUCUCCCCUCAAGUGUUGAAACUUAAUCUUUCGAAGUUUUUUCUUAAUCUGUCUUAAUAAUGGCUGUAAAAGGAAAAAAGUACUUCAUCGUUGUAUGUGCUUCAGCACUUCAUUAAAAGCAUGCUUUUAAACUAUUAUAUUUUUGCUCAAAAGUGCUGUCCGAAUGCGGAAAUAUUAUUUCAUAGAGACAAAGUCAAGAAUUUUACUUGGGGGGUAAGGUUUUGGUAGAAGUGGGUUAGUGUUCUUCUAAAACUCAAUCUUUCGAAAAAAAGGUAGCAGACUAAAAUGCUUAUAUUGACAUCUGGUAGGGAUUAAUACAAGGCCAUUUGAAGGCAUUUCAUCAUUAAUCGACCGUAAUGCCAUGCCGUCACCUUGUAAUAUCAUAGCUACCGAGACAAUAAAACGAUUUCUGACAAAUGAAUCAAUAACUUUAAGCGAUGAAGAUAAUUUAUUAGUAAUGAAAUUAUUGGCUAUGAAAAAAGAUAAUUUAUUGGCUAUGAAAAAAGCCAGUCACAAAUUAAUAUGGAGGUCUUUUGCAAGGAGCAAAUGUUCAGAAAAAAUAAAUUAAAAAAAUGCAAAUGCAAAAUGCAAAUGUUUCUGUAAACAUUAACAUUGUGAAUAAAUGAUAUGAAGUGUUAUUUUUUGUGACUUAAUUGAACAUCAAUAUAAGAGGUUAUGCAUGAGGGACGAUUAGUAACUAAUAUCCCGUGGGAUGAUUAGUUUCUAAUCGUUUCUCAUGUUUUAGCAAUGAGGUAAAUUAGCCAUUAAUCGCAUCUCGCAAGACAAAGGAAUUCGGGUUAGCUUAACAUAUGAUAUUACUGCUGCAAUAAUAUAGUAAUGACUACUUAAAACAAUAAACCAGUUCGUUUCUCAAGGUAUUUUUGUUGUUUUCUUUUCUUCCAGAGUUGGAAAAGGUGAAGAAACACCACAAAUCAUACAGCGAUGAGAAAGAGAAGGAAAUUCAUAAUCUUGUGAAAAGAAUUCGUGAGCUAGAAAAUAAUUUAAGAACAGGAUCUGGAGAAACCAGUAGUUUAUACACUUUGCCCGAGAGUGUGAUUGCUUCACUUGAAAAUGACGCUGACGUCGAGAACCUCAGUUUGUUUAAAGCUCCGGGAUCACUCGUUGAUGAGAAAGGUACGAGGUGAUGGUGAUGGUAAUGAUGAUGGUGAUGAACAUGGUAAUGAUGAUGGUAAUGAUGAUGGUGGGUAAUGAUGAUGGUGAUGAUAAUGGUAAUGAUGAUGGUAAUGAUGAUGGUAAUGAUGAUGGUAAUGAUGAUGGUAAUGAUGAUGGUGAUGAUGAUGGUGAUGAUGAUGGUAAUGAUGAUGGUAAUGAUGAUGGUAAUGAUGAUGGUAAUGAUGAUGGUAAUGAUGAUGGUGAUGAUGAUGGUAAUGAUGAUGGUAAUGAUGAUGAUGGUAAUGAUGAUGGUAAUGAUGAUGGUAAUGAUGAUGGUAAUGAUGAUGGUAAUGGUGAUUGUAAUGGUGAUGGUAAUGAUGGUGGUGGUGAUGGUAAUAAUGGUAGUGGUGGGACUAAUAGUGAUGAUAAGGAUGACGAUUAUGGUUAUCGAGGGUAAUGAUGGUGCAGUGAUGAUGGUUGUGGAUCAGAUAGUCCUGGUGGUAAUGAUGGUUGUGAUGAUGUGGUAGUGCUAAUGUUGGUGAUGGUAGUGAAGAUGGAGAUUAUAAUGAUGGUGGUUGGGGGAAUGAUAGUGAUGGUAAUGGUUAAUAGUGGUUAAUAAUUGGUUAUGAUGGUUAUUCAAAUGUGUACUGUAGUUGUGGUGUUGGUGAUGUAGUGAUGACGAUGGUGCAUGGUGACAAUGUAAUGUAACAAUGAUUAUGGGUAAGAAUCAAUUGUAAUGUUUUCAUCAUGUUUUUACAUAAUUAUAUUUUAGUACCAGAUUUCAACACCGUAUUUCCUCUGCUGGCGCAAGUGAUGACAAACGUAAAACCUCCAAACAAGAACCAAACAUUCAGGUUCUUUCUGUCCACUGAUAAAGAAGCGAGGAGAGACGCGACAUUUUUUGUGAAGGUCAGGGCAUAAUAUACUUAGAAGUUGGUCAUAAGCAGUGUGUGUGCUAGCCUGUGAACAGGCUCUCGGAGACAUUUAACAAUUUUUAUUUUAUGAAUAUAAUUUGCAUAAAUAAUUUACUUCCAUCUCAUUUUCAUCCAUUUCUUUGGGAAAAGCAAUAGUUACUGCUCAGAGCAGUCUGAGCAGAGCAGUCGGAGUAGAGCAGUCUGAGCAGAGCAGUCUGAGCAGAGCAGUCUGAGCAGAGCAGUCUGAGCAGAGCAGUCUGAGCAGAGCAGUCUGAGCAGAGCAGUCUGAGCAGAGCAGUCUGAGCAGAGCAGUCUGAGUAGAGCAGUCUGAGCAGAGCAGUCUGAGCAGAGCAGUCUGAGCAGAGCAGUCUGAGCAGAGCAGUCUGAGCAGAGCAGUCUGAGCAGAGCAGUCUGAGCAGAGCAGUCUGAGCAGAGCAGUCUGAGCAGAGCAGUCUGAGCAGUAACUAUUGGCUCAGAGUUAGUGCCGAGGGAGCCAAUCAGAAUGCUCAAAGGCCAUUUUUCCAUACUGAAAUUAUACUAAAAAAUAGUUCACUAAAAAAUGGUGCAUGUUCAGACGGCAUAGUAAAUUUCAAAAUAUAGUAUUCCGGUUGUCUAGAGUAGAAGCAAAUGUAAAUUUCGACCACUUACGUAAGUACGCGAAUUAUCGUGCACUCUCAGCAGUACCCCUAAAAUGGCGGAUAAACCGAGCGCGAGAAAGGCUAAUAGAGGGGUGAAAUUUUUGGUAAAUAUAUUUUUCUGUGUUGUGUUGAACUAUCGUUUGAAAAAGCUGUCAAAUUGUCAAGAACGGGACAUUCUCGGAAAAUCAGCUGAACAUUUUCUAACGACAUUUUUCAAUUUCAUUUAGGUUAUAUUUCCCCAACUGCAACAAUUGUGCAGGGAAAAUGGAAAGUUCCUCAUCAUGCUGGAAUCCUAUGGAUCUCAUAAUAAGGUAUAAAGUGAGAUCUUUCGACAUUCCCAAUUAUUAAGCAAAGGGGCCGUUGGGGCCGACUCACGGAUAAGAUCAAAUGAAAGUGACAGAAAGAAUUAGAGCAGUUUGCAGUUGUUUUUGCAAACCGGGCACCGUGCGAAUUUUGCCAUUUCACCCAUUUGUCGUGCUUCCUUUGCCAAAUCAAAUGAACGAACCACUGAUGUAAGGGAGUUUACGAUCUACGAUGCGGCCGGCUCGACGACGCGCUUUCAAAACAAAAAUAAUUGGUGUUUCCACAAACAAUAGUAUUAUAUGUUUUAUUGCCAUGCAAACCUACAAAGAACUUACAAAGAAAUUUGCCAUCAAGACAAAAACUGUCAAUAAUCUGUGGUCCCAGGAGAAUAGUCAGCCGCGUUGUCAUUCUCAACACAACGUUAAACAAGCAUUAUUACGUCUUUCAAGCAACGUGAAAGCUUAAUGCGACCCAAGAGGUGUUACUUAAAGUCGAAAUUACAGCAAACAUUGCAUCGCUUCAGCCGAACGUAGCAGUCUGUAAGGUUAUUUGAAAAAGCGUGAAAUAUUUUUUACAGUAAUCAAAUUGCUUACCGCUCAUUCUUGAGCUGAAAUUUAGACCGCGUCGUUGAGCCGGCCGCGUCGUAGAUCGUAAACUCCCUAUUAGUGGAACGAACGCGUGCUCCAGCCCGAUUUCCGGUUUUGAAAGGCCCGCUUCGCAGGCAAACAGUGCGCGCAAAGCAGGCUGAUCAUUUCCCAUGGUUUAACUGCCCCACACUCACCCCACAUUCAAGUAACCACAAAGACUCACAGAUGUUGCUUUGCAACAUCCGUGAGUCAAAAAGGCCUUUCUUUCAAACGUGGAAAUAUAUGUAUUCUUCACGUAAUAACCGUUCCUUUAUUAGUUUAUUAUUUCGUUAUUUUUCAGUCGCGAGGAGAACGAGAUGACGGAUGGGAAUCGCAUCUCAUGACAAAAUGUGAUUUGUUUUUUGGAAUGCUUGGCAACAGUGACAACAGGUCGGUGUUAAAAAGAGAUAAUUAUGUAAUCAGUGGUGCUUAAAUUACUUUGAAUUUGUACUCGAGUAAAAGUAGAAGUAAUUAACAAUAAAACGACUUGAGUAAGAGUAAAAAAUACUGGAAGGAAAACGUACUUAAGUAAAAAGUACAAAGUAUCCUUAAAAAAUACUUGAAGUACAAAGUGAAAGUAAAAGUACUAUUGUCUGCAGCCUGUAGAGGGGGAGGGGGACUUUCCCAAUGGAUUAACAUACAAAAGACACAAAACAACACACGCAUAUGCGUGCACCGAAUAUAUACAAUAUUUCACGGCAUGGUCUGCGUUCCAGACUCCGUUGAAGAUAGAAGAAAUCCAUUAAAUAAAUAAUUCUUGUAAGUAAGUCAUAAACGGGAGAUCCCAUACGCAUGUAGAGGUCCUAUUACCUUUCCCGAAAUUAAAAUAAACCUCUGAGAAAUAAAUCACGUAAAAUUAAACAAAAGUUAAAAUGUAACGUAAUACUUCGCCACAAAAUGAAAAUAACGAAGUAAAACGUUACUUCUUAAAAUGACUUCGUUCCAAGUAAAAUUACCCCAGAAAAAGUUUACUUUGUUACAUGCUCACUUCUCAAAAACAGUACUCAAGUACAGUAAUGAAGUACAUUUACUUCAUUACUUGACACCACUGUAGGUAAUAGAUAAAGCUUGAGCAGCUUGAUCCGUAUCUGAUGUUCCUAUUCUUCUAUAAUCUAAAAGAAAUGAAUGAUAUUUGGUGGGAAAGUCGAACUUAAAGUUUAUGUAAAUCAGGACAAAAUUUGUAUGUGGUUAGCGCACUUGCCUUUCACGUUCAAAUCUCAGUGAGAACUUUCUCAAUACGACUCGAACCCAGUCCUCAUGUGAAAAGAGCAAAAGUCAACGCCGAAAGUCGUGGGUUUUCUCCGGGUGCUUCGGUUUCCUCCCACAGGGAAAGUUGACAGGCUGGGUUAGGUAAAAGGGCCCACAGUAAUUGGCAUAUGCUGUUGUGGAGACCCUGCCCUAGUUGGCAAAGCUAAAUAAAUAAAUAUGUAUUUCUUUUGAAUUUUCUUUAUGAAUUAUUAAUGAAUUUUAUAAGUUUACUAAGUAAAAAUGUAAUGAUCUAACUGUUUUAUUUUAUUUUAGGGCAAUUCUUGACAAAUGGAAAAGUUUCCACAACAUUUUUAACACUCGACGACGUCCGAUGUUUUUCUGUUUCAAAGACAGCGAAUACAAUGCGUAAGUAUUUGCAGUAUUUCAAAUGUGGGCAGUGGACUUCCAAUUCCAGUAGAGCUAGGGGUUCAGAUUUGAGUUCCACUACCGCUACCAUUAAGGGACCAUUAGCCAAUCAGAUGCGGCUAAUAUAUCCGAUUAACCAAUCAGAUGCGCCUAAUAUAUCCGAUUAACCAAUCAGAUGCGUCUAAUACCAAGCCUGUGAGAGGUAGUGGGGUAGUGGAAGUCAAAUAUGAAUCUCUCUAGAGAAGGCAGAGAAAAUUUCGACUUUUCGAUUGAAAGCCCUUCCUCUGGUAAUUAUUGCAGUGUUAGCUUAGAUAAAAACGAUUUCAAAAGGAACCGAUAAAAUUAGCUGUUGCACUGAUAACUCACAUGUCUAGUUACUGUACUGUUCUUGUUUACAAAAGCAUAGCCAUAUCAUUGAACAACGGCAACCAAGCUCCGCAUUAAAAUUAUGUACUACAAGUAGUACAUUCGUAUAUUUAUCAUGUAGAUUAUUCUAAUGUAAGCUUAGUUACCUCUUUACUAUUAUUUGCUGCCAUAAGCUGGAACGAUAUUAACAAUGCAUGCGAGUUCUCCAAUGUGGCGAAUUGAGUUUAAACAAAUGUGGACCUGAUUUUGUCUCUUGCAUUGUUAAAAAUACAUUCUUAAACAGAAAAUGUUUCUGCGUAGGUCUGGUGGAACAGAAUUGACGCAUUUUCUGGAUAGCGUUGGCGAGGAAACAAAGGUACUGACUGCAUUAACCCAACAAUACUUCUCCGACGUUUUUGGUGACUGAUAGAUAAACAAAUUUUUGCUUAGGUGUCAUUUUAUACUCACCCCACAAAUCUAGUGGAAGAAAACAACGAGGUUAUUCAGGAAAUUGUCAAGGAGGUGAGGAUUCAUUCACUUUGAUAUUCGUAUCUUAUGAUGCAAUUUUUCCUAUAAGUCGUUUAUUUGCGAUGAAAAGCGUUCUAAAAAUUUGGUAAAAAAUUGUCGAUUUAAAAUUGACGCCAUAUUUACAGCAAUAUAAGGAAAGCUCGCCGGCAGUGUCCAUUGAACUCUAUUAUAUCUGGAGCAACUUCAGUCUUAUUUUUAUUAUUAUUUAUUUAACAACUUUAUUGGUGCCAUAAAUUACAUUAAAAUAAUUAGUACAAUUUCAACUGGCCCAAAAGGGAAGGUGCGAACGAGACUAUAUAGGAGUCCCAUGCAAAGCAUCUCCCUUCUCUAAUAAGUAGUAAUAGAUAUUUAUAAUUAUAAUACCUUAUUGAAUUCUGAUCGUUUAAUUGGCUGUUUAUGGUCGCGUGAUAUUGAAUAGAAAAUUCCAUUUCCCAAGAGUGGAAUGAAAUACGUUCCAUUGCACUCUUUGCGAGUGCAAUUGUACUAUACGUUUUAUUCCAUUGCACUCUUUGUGUUUUCGAUAAAUCGCAUCCGUCAAAAUGCUUCUCAUACGAAUCUAUUAGUCUAUUUUGGUAUUAUAUAAAACAAAUAAUGAAUGUUUAUUCGUGCAAUGGUUAGAAUAUUUUCAUUCCGUGAAAGAUGGAAUGUUCCAAUCAACUCGGCUGUCGCCUCGUUGAAUGGAACAUUCCAUCUUUCACCUCAUGAAAAUAUUCUUACCAUUCCACUCAUAAACAUUCAUUAUUUGUAUACUAUAUAUGUAUUAUAAAACUAUGAAAACAAUGAAUGUAGCAAAACGGUCAAACAGGGGCGAAUGAUGAUUUUGAGAUUGAGCUAGUCAACUCUCUUGGAGUGAUUGGUUGA